AGUAGGUCUAUCUGUUAUGGACGUAGAAAAAAAGGGAAACAGACGCUUUAGUCUUAUUUUAUGAACAUAUCAUGUCUAAGCUACAGGGUUUAAACGUUUUUCUGACAGAGAGGUUAACUUUGGCUGCACAGGAAAUAUUGAAGGCGGUUGAAGACAUCUUUAGAGACUAUAAUGACGAGAUGUGUCGCUCCAGGCAGGAGAUACAGCUUCUGAAGAGAAAAUUGCACGACGCCGGAGUUCAGUUUCAUUCUGAAACACAGCCCUGCUCCUCUGAGAUUCAAGGAAAGAAAUACACCCAGACAUUCUCAGAAGAGCAGUGGAGAUCUGAUCAUUACGAGAAGGAUACAGAAAUGCAUAUGAAACUAGAGGUCUAUACACAGCAGGAGGAGAAUGGAGAGCAGAUGCGUGUGUUUAAUGAAACCACAUCUUUGCAACCACGUAUGGAUGAUGACCAUAAUCAGACGGUCAGCAAAGGUGUCGCAACACAAAUGAUGGAAAACUGCAAGAAUAAUUUUACCUUCAUUAACCAUGGUGCUCAGAUUAAGAAUGAACCUGAACCUGAUCCUGAAAGUGAAACCACCUGUCAGGCACAGCGUAUCAUAAAAUACAGCUCGGAUGAUACAGAGGACAGUGAUUCAUCCAGCAAUGACAUCAAAAUAAAAGUUAACCAUGUUGGCUCCCCUGCACAUAACACACAACCAUAUGAGCUGCCCUUCAGAAAUCAAGAGGUCUUUGCACAGCAUAGGAUGGAGCUGGCCCAAAUAAGUGAAAGAUGGGCAGAAGAAGAGCGAAAGAAGGCUGCAGCGAAAGCUAGAUCCCAAAAGCACAAGCAGAAAGUAUAUGGGAACCCUGAGCUUCUUGAGGAAUACAGAAAAAAGGAGAGAGAGAGAUAUCAAAGACGAAAAUCUCAGGGGAAAGUGAAAUCUGCUAAAGAUCUGAACCCAAUACAAUUGAGAAGGCAACAGAAAAGAUGGAGGGACAAUUCUGCCGCAUACAGGAGAAAGAAAUCAUUUCAGGACGUUUUAGACAACAUUAAAGAAGACAUUAUUGAAGUCCUCCCAGAGCAAAUGCCUGCCAACGCUACUCAACAAUUUUCGUUUUUUUAGUGUUCAAUGAGCAAAAAUAUUCCAACAUUCCUGUAAGCCAAUGCCAAGAGUAUAAUUCCCAGGGAACACAAUUUCCGGUAAAAUGUAUAUCUUUAAAGCUGAAGCGUGUGACUUUUUUCAGUCACACGAAAUUCUUUCUCCUAUCCCAGCUUAGGCUUACUGUUGUAGUUUUUCUCAACAACUGUAAACACUCUGGGGCUAAUUUAUGAAACAGAAGUGAAACUGAAAUUGUGCUGCAUCUUGAGUAUUUAAAUAAAGUCAUUGUCAUUCUUUCCAUGCAAACACUUCCUAUGUAAAUAUGGCUUAAUAUAGAUUGUGCUUUAAUUUAUAAAAAUGACAUACCGCAAUUGACAUCGUGCUAUUACCGCUAGAUGAAAACAGAUGGUAAAUUUAUUUUUAUUGAAAUGAGAGUUGUGUACAUUUUCUAUCAAUUAUAUCACCAGUAAUUCUUCAAAAGAAAUGCGUUAUAACCUGCCAUAUAUCCAGAUGUGCGGUGCAUGAAAUUUCGGCAUGUUAAAGACACGAUUCAGCUCAAGUUCAGACCGUUUAGCAGCGAUAUUGUGGCAGCGAUUGUGCUUUUGCCUGAUCUGCAUAAUUUAUUGAAUCGGGCUCAAUUCAGUUUUCGUGAAUUCCCCACUGUGUCUUAGUGGUGCUAUAAAAAUUCCUAUUUUGAGCAACCCGUCCACCCCGAUACAACAACAAAUAGGUGCUGGACUAUUUGUUUGAUCAGCAGCAGAUGGGGACAUAUUUGGGUGGUUGUUUGAAAACAAUGUUUAUUUUGUAAUUCCUUUUGGUGGCAAAGAAAUUACACACUUCAGCUUUAAACAUUGUCAGUCGAUUGGACAAAAGCUUUGGCAGCCAAAUGCAUCAAUGUAAAUAUAAUGUAGAAGGUAACUGCAUGCCGUUUCUGUUCCGCUUUAUACACUGUCAAACACACUGUUCACUUAAUUUCAUCAAUGGACAUGCCAUUUAUGAUUUUUUUAUUUUAUUUUUAUGCUAUUUAUACAUUUUGAAAUAAAGCGAAUACA
Messenger RNA from Xyrauchen texanus (razorback sucker), 2134 nucleotides. RefSeq lists its product as uncharacterized. Bases 72 to 1106 code for a protein of 344 amino acids. Lineage: Eukaryota; Metazoa; Chordata; Actinopteri; Cypriniformes; Catostomidae. The transcript is spliced from 5 exons. Gene Ontology annotation, cellular component: nucleus. The record is from RefSeq and is a predicted model, not a curated record.